Molecule: messenger RNA, 891 nt
Organism: Pyrenophora tritici-repentis Pt-1C-BFP
Lineage: Eukaryota; Fungi; Ascomycota; Dothideomycetes; Pleosporales; Pleosporaceae
Source: RefSeq, a predicted model, not a curated record
AUGUCGUCGCUCGCCCGCCUUGCUCCUGGUCAAACCCUUGCAGGCGCCCGCUGGGACUAUCGCAUUGUCAACGCUAUCAAGGGAGAUAACUCUCACCAAUCUACCGUGUACAAAGCCGAGGUUCAUCCACGCACCGACGUCUCCGAUUCCCCCAAUGUAAUCAAAACAGCUUCUUCUAAAAAUGAAAGCGCCAUGAGCGCUUUAGGCCGCAAAUGUGCAACUUACCGCCUACCUGGCGUCUCCUCGGCUCCGUGCUUCCGGAAACUGUACGAUGAGAUUGACGAUUGCACUCUUGCUUGUGAAUGGCUAGAGACUACUCUUGGGGAUUUGAGAUACCGGCCUGAAAUGCGUAUAUACGCUAUCAUAAAGGCAUGCUUGAACGCAGCUCUGGCCAGUUGUGUUGUCCUAGAUGACCAAGGAUACGUAAAUACAGACUUCAAGCCUGUCAAUAUACUGCUUUCUGGCAAUGAAACGAUUCGGAUAACGGCUGAGGUGGGAGACUUGGGUCUCGUAUAUCCCUCCGACAGUGUCAUCGAAGUCCAACCAUACGCCAUGCGUGCGCCUGAAGUCUUUCUAGGUCAUUCCUGCAAUGGACCCGGGCCGGUUUGGGCAGUAGCCGCGACGCUGCUUUGCUGGAUUAAUCCUCGUGUCUGGGGCAUUUGGGAUUGUCCUCAUCCUGUCCUUAAUGAGGCCUGGUGCAUGGCAAAGAUCAAGCGACUCUUUCCUGAUUGGGAACUACCGGCUCCUGGAGGUCGAUGGCGGACUUCUCCAAGCUCUAGUGAGGUCUGCCAGGUGUAUGAGUCAAGAGGAGGAACCCAUGUUAGCGAUCUCGUCUGUCGAGGAAGAGACGCAAAAAGCGGAGGUGCCGCAGCAGCUGGGGGACCUCCUUAG